Cicer arietinum (chickpea) is the source of this 1457-nucleotide messenger RNA. RefSeq names its product protein RGF1 INDUCIBLE TRANSCRIPTION FACTOR 1-like. Lineage: Eukaryota; Viridiplantae; Streptophyta; Magnoliopsida; Fabales; Fabaceae. The record is from RefSeq and is a predicted model, not a curated record.
AUCAAACACUUCAUCUCUCCCUUUUCAUCCAACGCCUCUUAUUCCUUCUUAGUCACCACUUUUAAUCUCAACCCUCCAAUUUCACCCCCAUUUCUUUUAAUAUUCAUCCUUUGUCCUCAUAGUCUUACCUUCUUGUGUCUUGUAGAUUUCUUAGUCGAAGCCCCGUUUACUCUCUCUUUGAUUCCACCACACUAUGGUUUUUAGAAGUCAAUACAAAUACAAUUUUUCAUUCAACAAUUGAUGUAUUGUACAUAACAUUCUACAUUAAUUCAUCAAGACUAUGGACACAAUGUUGGUACCUCCAUGGCUCAAACCACUUCUUAACACACCCUUUUUCAAUGUGUGUCGGAUUCAUGGAGAUGCUGCAAGGAGUGAAUGUAACAUGUUUUGUCUAGAUUGCAAUGUUGAUGCCUUUUGCUUCUAUUGUCGUUCUUCAAGACACAAGGAUCACCAAGUCAUUCAGAUAAGGCGAUCUUCGUAUCACGAUGUAGUGAGGGUGGGAGAAAUUCAUAAAGUGUUGGACAUUAGUGGAGUGCAAACAUAUGUGAUCAAUAGUGCUAGAGUUUUAUUUCUGAAUGAGAGGCCUCAACCAAAAUCUGGAAAAUCAGUUGCUUACAUUUGUGAGAUUUGUGGAAGAAGCCUUUUAGACCCACUUCGUUUCUGUUCUUUGGGAUGUAAGCUUGUAGGAAUAAAGAGAAAUGGGAAUGCAAGCUUUGUUUUAGAUGCUAAUAACAAUGAGGUAUCAACAAUUGAGGAGGGAAUAUCAAGGAGAUUAAUCUCUUCAAGACAACAACAAGAAGAAGUAUUGCGUGAAGGCUCACAACAAGGCAUGUAUCCAGCCACGCCCCCAACACCUCCUUCAAAUGCAAGGAGAAGAAAAGGAAUUCCUCGUAGGGCUCCAUUUGGAUCCUAACUAUUAUACCUUUUUUUAUCCUCAAAAUUUGGAACGAAGAUUGGCGUCGAUUAUAGUACAAUCAGAUACAUUUAGACUCUUUAAUCAAAAUUAAAAAUUUUAUAUUGUAAAUCAAAAUCAAAAUUUAAAAUUUUAAUUGUUUGAUUUUGAUCGAACGAUACACAUGUACUGACUGCAUUAAAUUCAAAUUCCAAAGUUUGGUUUGAUACAUACUCAAAAUUCAAACCGGUUAGAUUUUUUUUUUUAAUUACCUUUUUGAAGCAAUUUAACCCACUUUGGGGAGUCUCUUUAGUAUAAUUUAUUUUAAUAUUUAAAGAGAAAAAAUGAUCGACUUUGGUGGAGAGGGUUGGGGUUGUCUAUUGUACAUGAAGUGGGAAAGCAAAAGAAAGAAAAUAGUAUAUAGGAAAGUUCCUUCUUUUGGAGUAUGGGUCCGAAAAACAACAAAUUCUGCCUUAUGAAAAACCAAUGUUGCAUAUUUGUUUAAUGUUUGAUAGUUGCAAGUGUACAUGUAUUUUAUUUUUAACGACCAAUGUUAAUAAUGUGA